Molecule: messenger RNA, 2040 nt
Organism: Metarhizium acridum CQMa 102
Lineage: Eukaryota; Fungi; Ascomycota; Sordariomycetes; Hypocreales; Clavicipitaceae
Biological process (GO): positive regulation of transcription by RNA polymerase II
Cellular component (GO): nucleus
Molecular function (GO): zinc ion binding; transcription cis-regulatory region binding; DNA-binding transcription factor activity, RNA polymerase II-specific
Source: RefSeq, a predicted model, not a curated record
AUGACCGUAUCUGCAGACCAAGACGACGCUCAGCAGAGUCUACCACGUCACAAGAGCCUACGAACACGGACAGGCUGUCUCAAUUGCCGCAAGAGGAGGCGGAAAUGCGAUGAGCAGCGGCCAUCAUGCGGCGGGUGCAGAAAGAAGAAACAACACUGUUUGUGGGGGUUGAAGCUCAGCUUUCGGGAUGAGAAUGCGCAGCAUCUCGGCAGAAACCAUCCUUCCAUGCGACGUUUCUCAAGACGAGGCCCAAUGCAAUAUGAGAUUCUGGACGUAACCUCUGAGGUGAUGCGUGACUAUAGCCUUUCGUUGCCGCCGCCUCGGAACUUUGCUCAUGAUGAACAUGGUACGCAUUUCAACGCGGGACAUGCUGCUAGAGAGAACAGUCUUUCUCCUGGCUAUUCCGGGGGUGCUCGACAAACAGGAAUAUCUGCUCUGAACGAGGUGUCAACAGUAGAGUCGUGUGUAGCGAUUGGUGCGGCACCUAUUGGCGUUUCGUCCACAGAUCCCGAGUCACCGCUACUCAUAGAUGGCACUGCCUCACCGGUGAGCCGUCGACAGACGGAAAUACCUGUUGCUGAUUUGUCCAACUUCAGGCAACGGGGCCAGUCUGCUCAACCUACUCGCCAAUCGAUACAUAUGCGAUUGGAUCCAAUGUCAAUUACCUCCAUUGCAGAUUGCGACUACCUCGACCACAACCAACGCUUCACCCCCAACGGGACGUCUUUCGAGGAUGGUGUAUUCCAUCCAGGCCCUGCGUACCAUGAAUUGCGCUCUGUAUUGAGACAACAGUUGAUUCAAGAGUCAAGACCGAACCUGUCUACGAGGCCAGCCACCCCAAGCACCGAAGUCAACGGACCCGACAACGACCUUUGUCAAGAUUGUAACCACGGUAAACCGCUUAGCAGCGUGCCCGGCCAUUUGGCAGUCCCAUUAAAGACAACACAACCAAUAUUAUCAAAAGAAGAAGAAUGCCGCCUUUGGAGAAACUGGUUCGACAAAGUUGCGCCUUGGCUAGACAUAUUCGACAUGGACCGGCACUUUCAGCACACUCUUCCCGCAUUGGCACUGUCCAACGACCACUUGCGAUGCGCCAUCCUUGCCCUAUCUGCACGACAUCAAGAGCUGAAAAAGCCGGCGAAGCCGGACCGGAGCCUGGCACUAUAUCAAGAAGCUGUACGCCUUUUGCUUCCAGACCUAGCAUCCCGCUCAACAGCCGCCGUGGCUUCAUGCGUGAUCCUCUGCGUCCUAGAGACGCUUGGCUGCUCUCCUACAGCAUGGCACUGGCAUCUCGACGCAUGUGCCAGCCUAAUGGAGGCCGUCGGGAUCAACGGCUUCGUCGGAGGUGUCAACCAAGCCUUGUUCUGGUGCCUCGCAAGAACCGACGUCUGCGGCGCCCUCAUCUCCCCCGUUCCGACUCUUGCCGUAUCAAAUCGGGCGUCCAGGUCAAGUAUCGACGACGACGUACGAAUCUUUCAAUCCACAAACUUUACCGGAUGGGCAAACUACGCCGUCCAUCUCACAGCCCGAGUCCUAACCCUCCUCUCACCUUGCCCAACUACCAAUCGCCCCGACCCGACAUUCCGCACUCGCUGGCUACAACUUUGGAAGCAUAUGUGCGACUGGCAAGAGAGCCGUCCGGCGCCCUUUCUGCCGGUCAUGUCAAUGCUAUCCACGACCACAAACACCACGUUUCCAACCGUCAUCUUCUCCAGUCCUGCCGCCAUGUCCGGCACCCAGCUCUACCACACCGCGUCAGUCCUUAUGCUCCAACACCAACCUACCGAGGUGACGCCGCCCAAAACCCACAGUGUUCUUUGGCAUGCUCGCCAAAUAUGCGCCAUUAGCAUCUCCAAUGACCACCAUGGGGCGUGGAUGAACGCUGUCCAACCGUUGUGGGUGGCCGGUAGGUGCAUCCGCCAUCCGGCUGAGCGCAAGGCCCUCCUCGACGUAUUAGAGCGCAUCGAGGAGGAGACUGGCUGUGAGAACAAGUCGAGGCGGGAAGACCUCGGGUCAUUUUGGAGAGGCCUGGAGGAUUAA